Episyrphus balteatus (marmalade hoverfly) is the source of this 1216-nucleotide messenger RNA. RefSeq lists its product as uncharacterized. The transcript is spliced from 2 exons. Bases 559 to 1206 code for a protein of 215 amino acids. Lineage: Eukaryota; Metazoa; Arthropoda; Insecta; Diptera; Syrphidae. The record is from RefSeq and is a predicted model, not a curated record.
AUAUUGAAAAAACAUUUUUGUAAGCUAUUUGAGAUUAUUGAUGAAAAAAGUGAAGUGUUUGAGGCCCAAAGCUCUGGGUGGAGCCUUUUUUGCAUCAAACACUUAGAAAUCAAUAUUAACGAAUAUAAACCACUGAGAGGGUCAAGCUAUAUUAAACUGCCAAGCUGUAUAGAAUCAAAAAAGGCAUGUGUUAAUAUUCAAAAUAAUGACGAGUAUUGCUUUAAAUGGUCCAUCAUAUCAGCACCCCAUCCAGCCAAUCUUCACGUAAAUAGAACCAGCUCUUAUUCAAUACCUGAAAUAUCCGAUGACUUCAUAAAUUUACCCAAUGGACUUCAGCUCAACUUUACAAAUCUUAUUUUCCCCUUGAAGCUGAAAGAUGUAUCGCUCUUCGAAGAGCUCAACCCGAGGAUAAGUGUUAACGUCUUUGGCAUUGAGCCGAAAAAUAUCGGAGACAAAUAUAAAGUUGUUGGACCUUACCAUUGCACAAAGAACGUCAAGGAGAACCAUAUAAAUCUGUUGUUCAUCAUCUGGAUAAAAAAUAUUUCAAGACUGAUCAGCAUGCAAGUAAAUCAUGGGAACCAUUCUAUAAGAAUGUGCAAUUCUUGCCUGCUUACAUUUAACACGGAAAGAGCAUUUCAACAACAUCAAAGAGAAUGCAACAAAACAGCAACUGAACUACCGAAGGAAGAUGCCAAUAUCCUUAAAUUUGAGCAUUACGACAGAUCUAUGGAGGUACCCUUCGCAGUCUAUGCCGAUUUCGAGUGCAUGCUGGAAAACAUUGAGAGUUGUCAACCAGACCCGUCAAAGUCUUCAACGACAGCAAUAAAGGUGCAUGUACCCGUAGCAGUCUCAUAUUAUUUGAAAUGCUCUUUUAAUUCAUCAUUGGACAAGCUGUUCCAAUACACAGGAAACGAUUGUGCUCGAGUGUUCCUAGGUUCUCUAAUUGAAGUAACAAAACGUAUGUACCAAGAACACUUGAGGGUAAUAGUACCACAAAUUGUAACAUUUGAAAGCAGCGAAAUGUUUAGAAGGGCCACCAAUUGCCAUAUAUGUGGUAAUUAUCUAGGACUGGACAGAGUACGGGACCAUUGCCAUUUAACUGGGAUUUUUAGAGGUGCGGCUCAUAGCAGAUGUAAUUUAAAUUUUAAGGUACCAAAAUUCUUUCCUAUAUUUUUCCAUAAUCUCACUGGAUAUGAUGCCCAUUAAUUUAUUAAGG